AUGGAUGCAUAUACUUCUCUGAGUAAUCGUGUGGCCUCGCUGGAGGAACUCCUCCGCCGGAGUGAGGCGGGCAUGGCGGUCUUCUUGCAGCGCGUAAAGGCGCUGGAGGAGUACGUGUCGGCGAGUGAGGCACGAAAUCGCGGGGAGGGCGCCGCCCGCACAGACGCCCUCGCCGUGCGGCUCGAAAGAGGAUUGGAGACUCAGAACGCCAGGGCAGAGGCUCUGCAGAACACAGCACAGCAACAGGCGGCAGCUGUGCAGAAACUUGAAGAACGUCUCAGCGGUUUUGUAAGGGCUAUUGAACAGAAAGUCAACAGUGAUGUUAGUGCAUGCAUUCAGCGGAUUCAAACAUUAGAGACUUCUUUGGUGGCCGCCGUGCGAAAUGUAGAAUCAAAUGUACAGACGCAAUCUUCUGCACUAAAGUCUGUUGAACAGCUCAUGCGAGGUGAUUUACAAUCUUUCCAGCAGAGAGUAAGUGGGGAGUUUGUCGCUGCUCGUCAACAUGUUGAAAAUAUUGAAAACGAUCUUCGAAAGAUUUUAGGUGAAACACAAAAAUCAGUGAUUGGUGAAUUAAAGAAUAUCAACGAAAAUUUAAUAAAUAGAAUUCAAUCCAAUACAGAGGCGAUGAAUACUUCACUUGUAGGCUUGGAUCAAAAGGUACAUGCUGAUAUAAAAACUGUACAGGAGUUAUUAGCACAUGAGAUUAAUGUGAAUCGACAAAGUAUAACUGCACAGGAUGCAGGUAUGCGAGAUGCAAUGCAGGCUUUACACGGAACUUUGGCCAGUGAUAUUACUAAUUUAUCUUCACGUAUGCAAACGUUGGAUGCAGCAAACCAGGUAUCUCAUCAGCAGAUGCUUGCUGAAAUGUCUUCACAGCGACAACAGAUAGAGAUGGUAGACUCAAAUUGGCGUUCCAGUCUUACAGAUUUUAAUAGUAAAGUACAGGAAGGUUUCCAAAAUCUACGAUCAUUACAGGGAGCUAUGGAGGUUGCACUUCAACAAAGAAUAUCACUAACUACUACAGAAAUAGAGAAGUUAUCAGGGGAACUGCGUCGCGCCACAGAUAAUUUGUCACAAAUGAUACAAGUUAAAUAUAGUUUAUUGGAUAGUCUGCGUGAUGAUAUACUGUCUAGCAAAAAUACAGUUUUGGUUUUGAGGGAUGAGUACAAACGUUUACGUGAAGAUUUUAGAGGUAUCUCAGUGUUUGCGGAGCGUAGUGCAACACAAUUAAGAUCGGUGAUGGAAGCAGCCGUUAGAGCUUCACAUGGUGAUUUACUGGAAAGAAUUAAACCAUUAACUGGUUUCCGUUCAGAGAUGCAUAGUUCUAUUACUGCUGCACUUAACAAAUUGUGGAGUGAAGCGAAUGCCACUUUUAUUUCUCAACAAGAAAUUCAAAUGAUGCAAAGUCAAAUUCAAGUAUUAGAUAAUGCUGUGCGUAAUGAAGUAGCAUUAUUAGCCGAUAAAAGAAGAGAUAUGGAUCGCCAAACUGUGGAGCAAAAACCUGAUAUUUCUAUAGAAAGUCGUCCAGUUUUAAGUGGUGAACAUGGCGCCCUUGUACAAGUGCCUCUUGCAGGAGAAUUAAAUAAUGUCUGGGUAGAACUUCGAAGCCUUCAGCAAAGACUUGGUAUGCCUCGGGAGGAGGUCCUUAGAAUUGUGGAUGAUCUUCGUACCCAUGUUCUUGAUGCCGCAGUAGAAACGGCCAAAAAGAGUGAAGAUGAGUUGCGCAGAAUUCUUCUAAGGAUACAGGAUGACGUCCGUGAAAUGAUGUCACAGCCCGUCAAACAUAGUAGUAGUAGUGGUGGUACUGGUAAAGGAAAGAAGACCGUUGUGCGUGUGAUAAACUCAGAUGCUUUGCGCUCAGCGUAUCCAAAUGAACUGCCUCCAGUCAUAAAGGACAAGAAGAAAAUUCCACCCCAGCAGAUGUUACAAUCCAAACCACAGAAGAGUUUCGACUCUCCUCAUCGUCCUACAUCCUCUGCUGUAUCAACAAAUGGUCUAACGCCCAACAGUGCUGUUAAGGCCGCUAGUCGCCUUCCACCACUUGCACACGUGGCACCAGCCCCAACAACAACAACCCCACUAACAACAACAACUCCAACAACAACAACAACUCCAACAACAACAACAACAAUUCAAACGCCAUCAAGAGAAUUCUCAUCUUGA
Molecule: messenger RNA, 2163 nt
Organism: Trypanosoma theileri
Lineage: Eukaryota; Euglenozoa; Kinetoplastea; Trypanosomatida; Trypanosomatidae
Product: putative 60S ribosomal protein L7a
Exons: 1
Coding region: 1-2163 (720 amino acids)
Source: RefSeq, a predicted model, not a curated record